Messenger RNA from Synchiropus splendidus (mandarinfish), 3094 nucleotides. It is a transcript of the gene slc7a10b, whose product is annotated as solute carrier family 7 member 10b. The record is from RefSeq and is a predicted model, not a curated record. Lineage: Eukaryota; Metazoa; Chordata; Actinopteri; Syngnathiformes; Callionymidae. Gene Ontology annotation, molecular function: L-amino acid transmembrane transporter activity; neutral L-amino acid transmembrane transporter activity. Gene Ontology annotation, biological process: amino acid transmembrane transport; D-serine transmembrane transport; D-alanine transmembrane transport. Gene Ontology annotation, cellular component: membrane. The transcript is spliced from 11 exons. The coding region runs from base 22 to 1581 and encodes 519 amino acids.
ACCGGACCCGGCCAGGCGGACAUGGAGCGACAGAACGGCUGCAUGCGGCCGAGAGGCUCCUCGCUGGAAGAGCAGAAGAAGACGAAGAAGAAGAUGAGCAACGACAGAGUAACUCUGAAGAAGGAGAUUGGGCUGCUGAGCGCCUGCACCAUCAUCAUAGGAAACAUCAUUGGCUCGGGCAUCUUCAUCUCUCCUAAAGGGGUCCUGGAGCACUCGGGAUCUGUGGGUUUGGCUUUGGUGGUCUGGGUCCUGGGUGGCUGCAUUGCUGCAUUGGGCUCUCUGUGCUAUGCUGAACUUGGGGUCACCAUCCCAAAGUCUGGAGGCGACUACUCAUAUGUCACGGAGAUCUUCGGUGGGCUGAUGGGGUUUCUGCUGUUGUGGAGUGCUGUCCUCAUCAUGUACCCAACAACGCUGGCUGUCAUUGCACUCACGUUCUCCAGCUAUGUCCUGCAGCCUGUCUUCCCCAACUGUGUUCCUCCGUACAUGGCCACAAGAAUGCUGUCUGCAACAUGUCUCUUGUUGCUCACGUGGGUGAACUGCUCCAGUGUCAGGAUGGCUACCAGGAUACAGGAUGUCUUCACUGUGGGGAAGCUGAUGGCUCUCGGACUCAUCAUUGUUGUUGGCCUGGUUCAGAUUUGGAACGGACACUACGAGGCUCUGGCUCCUCAGGUCGCUUUCUCCAUGGAGUCGACUCCAUCAGUCGGUCAGAUCGCUCUGGCGUUCCUUCAGGCCUCCUUUGCUUUCAGUGGCUGGAACUUCCUCAACUAUGUGACGGAAGAAGUGGUGGAUCCCAGACGGAAUCUCCCUCGCGCCAUCUACAUCUCCAUCCCAUUGGUGACGUUUGUGUAUACGCUCACCAACAUCGCCUACUUCUCAUCCAUGUCGCCGGAGGAGCUGCUUUCCUCCAAUGCAGUUGCUGUAACAUUCGGGGAGAAGCUCUUGGGAAUGUUUUCUGUCAUUAUGCCGAUCUCCGUGGCCUUGUCCACCUUCGGAGGGAUUAAUGGCUACUUGUUCACCUCCUCCAGAUUAUGUUUCUCAGGAGCCCGUGAAGGUCACCUUCCGAGUCUGCUGGCCAUGAUCCACCUCAAGAAGUGCACGCCGAUACCGGCCCUGCUGGUCUGCUGUUCUGCCACCGUCGUCAUUCUCUGCAUUGGAGAAACACACAACUUGAUAAACUACGUCUCGUUCAUCAACUACCUGUCGUAUGGUGUCACCAUCGCCGGACUGCUCUACUACCGCUGGAAAAAGCCCAACCUGUACCGACCCAUUAAAGUGAGCCUGCUGGUGCCGGUGUGCUACCUGAUGUUCUGGGCUCUGUUGUUGGGCUUCAGUCUCCACUCUGAGCCAGUGGUUUGCGGUGUCGGGCUGGUCAUCAUGCUCACUGGUGUACCCGUCUACUUUCUGGGUGUUCAUUGGAAAGAUAAACCAAAGUGCAUCUACAAUUUUAUUGAAAAAGCAACCUUUGUGGGUCAGAGGUUGUGCUACGUGGUUUUUCCUCAGAUCGAUCCCAUUGAGGUUGCUCCUCCUCCAGAACGGACUGACAGAUCUUCAGGCAGAAGCAGUUUUUCUGCCGCCUCAUAAAACUCUUUAUUUUCAUGAAUAUUUUAACGUGGAUCCAGGAAAUCCAGAUGUCCGCUUCAGAGAUACCCGUUGGGAAUUCUCUUAUUUUCUACAAAGUUGUCAAAGUACUGUGAAAACUACUUUAAACUCUAUUGUUUCCUCUUAUGGACCUUGGGAUAGCUUGAUGGAUGAGGGACUUUGCUGCAAAAGAAAGGAAAAAUUCUGAAUGUUACAGAUUUUUUUGUGUGCCUUGAGGUCUUUUUUUUUUUUACACCAAGUCAAAUGCAAGUCUACAACUUUUAAUCACAAUGAAAAUGGCGACUAACAAGUUUUUGUCUCAUUCUUGACUUAUAUUGAACUGUUCUUUCGUUUUAAGAAAAGUAUAUCAUUUUGCCAUUCAUCUUGAUUUUUUUUUAAUAUUAAAGAAGUGUGUUUUACUCAUGUCAGUAAUGAUGCUUGAUAUUACUCAAAUUACCAAAAUUCCCUUACAUAAACCUCAUUAUAUUGGCGCUCUUAUUAAAGGAGAAGUUGUGAACUACAUGAUGUGUACUUAAGACAUUUAUUCACUGUGAAAGCUUAACAACCCCAUACAUGUGCUUUAUGUCAUUUAUUCAGCAAAGGUAAAGGCUGGGUUGAAACCUCCCUUUCAGGUAACAUUUACUUCAAUUCAAUGUUGUUGUUCAAUGUUUUGCUGCGUUUAUGACGAUGAAUUCACGCAAGUCUUGCAAUGUUUAUCAGCGAUGGCUGAUAAAUGAUAAACUGAUAAAUGUAAAGGUUUGUUUGAAUUACUGGACAUUAAUAUAUAAUUAUAUUGAAUAACAAUUAUUAUAUAUCCAGUGAUAAUGAUAUUGAAUAUAAAAUAUUCAAUAUACUUAUCAAUAUAUUUUUUUGUGACAACCAUGAUGGUAAAUUUGUCUUAUUAAUCUAUUUUGCCAAUUCGAUAACCACUGUUUUGUCACCGUUUACUUGGAUCACAUCACAUCAUAUUAUUCAUGUUUCUUAUCUACUGGCUCAGACAUUUCCUGCUAUACACCUCACAGCAAUCCGCCAUACUGUACAUACUUUACUUGAGAACGUAAGUCAUGAAAAUGAAAUAAGCUAAAAGACACACAAUUAUUGCCUGGGGAGGUUUGUGGUAUUAUAUUUUUGUUAUCCUCGUGAUCUGUACUGUGCAUAUUUGUUUUAAGAACUUGGAAACGCCCUUCUUCUCAACUUUUUUAUGAGAACAAGUUCACGUCUGCCUUUUUUGAAACCUGUUUUUAAUUGACUUCCAGCAAAGUAAACAAUUAAAUUGAAGGUACUCUUUAAAUGAGACCUGAUUAAAGUAACUAAACAUAAAUAUAUUUUUAUUUUGUGUAUUAUUUAUAUAGAUUAAUAGAGUCUCCUUUUUUCUCACUGUGAAAAUAAAGCUGGCUCAUUUAUGAGAAAAACUAAAUCUGUCAACCCAACAGUUGUAAAUUGAAUUACUUUGUGAAUCGUGUUUUAACGUUUUACUAAUGUGUGUUAUGUUUGUAAACGGAUUCCUGUCCUUAUA